CCUUAAUUUAAUACUACUCCCUCACUCCCCCCAACUGUUAAAAUAAUUCCUCUCCCCCCACCCCCCUUCCCUCUCGCUCUCUCUCUCUCUUCUCGCCUCACAUAUCGCCGGCUUGUUUUCCGGCCAACAUUGGACCGGAUUCCGCCGCCAUGAAUCCCGGCGUCACCACUCUCCGCUCUAUACUGGACAAACCCCUUCACGAACUCACCGAAGAAGACAUUUCUCAGCUCACUCGUGAAGAUUGUCGCAAAUACCUCAAAGAAAAAGGAAUGCGUCGUCCUUCCUGGAACAAAUCGCAGGCGAUCCAGCAGGUUAUUUCGCUUAAAUCGUUGCUCGAAACCAGUGAGGGCAGCGGUGCCGGAGUUUUGAGGAAGAUCACCGAUUCACCGCCGGCGGAAAAUCUACCUCCGGUUACCUCCAAUUCAGCUGAUUCAGGCAAGGAGCUGAGUGCUGAUAUCCAGAUCUCAGUAUCAGCUGAUGAACUGGUUCCCCUUCCGCCAAAAGAUCAUCAUCCAGAAUCCACCCCUUCUGGCGAAUUAGCCAGCCGGCCUCCAGAGGCAGACACCAAGCAUACUUGUCCCAGAAGUCCAGGUGCAACAAAUUGUUUGGUUGGGCAGAUGACAAUUUUCUACUGUGGAAAGGUGAAUGUGUAUGAUGGAGUUCCAGAUGAUAAGGCACAAGCAAUCAUGCAUCUUGCAGCAAGCCCAUUCCAUUUGCCUUCAGAUGACCCCUUUAGUGGUGCUGCUAUGCUUUGCUCCUCUCCAUGCCAUUUGCAUACUGCCAAUGUUAAACAUGGCCAUAUUCCUCCUCGAGCCAUGGUUUCUCAGACUAUGCAAACAGAGAAAUUUACUGAAUAUUCUCAACAGUACAGAGAAGAAGUGAACUUUACCCGUGGACAUGAUGUUGAAGGUCAGGUUGACAGAAAAUUAUCAUUGCAAAGAUAUUUCGAAAAGCGAAAAGACAGAUUUAAGAGCAGGAAAAAAAUAGGACUACCUUCUGGUAGCUUGGAGAUGUAUGUGAACCAUCAAGCAAGGACACAACCCUCGAAUGGGCAAUCAAGCCGGAGUGGCACAAGCUCUCCACCCCAGCAUGGAUUGUCGCACACCCUGUGCAGCUCAGCUGACAACCAUACAAAGAAUUUCACUCCUUUUGUUGAUCUAAACAGUAAAGAUAUCCAAGAAAGUUGAAUCUGAAGACUGCUAAUGUAUCAUAUGGUGGAGGAAAUCGAGUGGAGGGCUAUCUCCAUUGAAAAUCACCAAAACCAAACUUGAGGAAAAAGGAACGGUGGAACCAAUAGAAGUUGAUUCAACAUGCCCUCCCUGUUGCAUGAUUUAGGCUGCCCUGCAAUUGAAAUUUUCUACUGACUGGAUCCUUUCUUGGAGAUCCCUCUGAGAUAAUACCCUUUUGGAAUGGUGUGAGUUCCAUACUCAUCUGACCAAUUUUGUAACUUUAAGAAUCAUUUUGACAUCCUCGCGGGUCAUCUUUGUCUAUGAGGCGAAAGCAAGGUUUCUAGCUGAUGUAUUGCCUCUUGGUGCAUCUUGUCAUGUGCAGAUGUGUAUGCUACCUAUCUCUAUGCCAACAGUUAAUUAUACAUGUUACUAUUUGCUCUCA
This is a messenger RNA of Vitis vinifera (wine grape), 1611 nucleotides long. Its product is annotated as protein TIFY 4B. The record is from RefSeq and is a predicted model, not a curated record. Gene Ontology annotation, cellular component: nucleus. The coding region runs from base 150 to 1187 and encodes 345 amino acids. Lineage: Eukaryota; Viridiplantae; Streptophyta; Magnoliopsida; Vitales; Vitaceae. Gene Ontology annotation, biological process: response to wounding; regulation of jasmonic acid mediated signaling pathway; regulation of defense response. The transcript has 9 exons.